Messenger RNA from Periconia digitata, 1027 nucleotides. Lineage: Eukaryota; Fungi; Ascomycota; Dothideomycetes; Pleosporales; Periconiaceae. The record is from the annotation of a GenBank genome assembly.
CCCCCAAAACUAUAACUACAACAAGCGAGCGCCUAAAGAACCGGUCAAUAUGAUAGAGCUUGGACCCACAUCUGCUGAUGCCAAUUGAAUCCAUAGCGCUCUUCUGUCUAAUAGUAGCAAUUAAACUCGGGUCCGCAAAAAUGCCAAUACACUUAAAGUGCUAGAAGAGUUCAAGUGUCUUUCUGCAGUUCCUGUGGUAUAAGAGCGACGAUCCCUUCCCCAUGUUUAGGAGAUCUGUACCUUGCCUUACCUUAAUUUUGCUACCGAAAAAGUACGGGUUGUUGUUUUACUGUGCUCUUGUUCAAGUCAUUCGCUACGCUUGAUCAUCUCAGUCUCUCGCUAUAUAAUUCAAAGAUCUAUUAAUUCAAUUAAUCACAUCGCAAACGUAAUCAUGCUCUUCACCUCCAUCGCUCCUCUCCUCCUUCUGGCGGCCAAAGCCAGCGCAGCCGGAUGCAAAGGAACCUACACCUACGGCUUCUGUGAGCCAGAUCGGAUCGUGCGCUACUACGACCCCGAAGAUGGCAUGAUCUGUUCCAUGAGAGAUUGCGGAGGAGGCCGCGCACCCCCAAAGACAACCGAUCCAUGCUGCAACGCCUACAAGGGAACCGAAACCUGCGACCCCAACCCGCCACCGACCUACCUCCCCUGCUUCUCGCAGCUCCAAGCGUCCACCGCAGGCACGCUCCGUUCGUCCGCACCUGAAGUCACGCCCACGGCCUCGGCCUCGGCCACGGCUACAGUCACAUCGUCGUCGUCCUCUACCGACCUUUCCGCGCUCUCACCUUCGGCAACGCCGCCUCUUGCAGGUCUUCCUACUAUCAGCGGCCUCGGCAGUGUGAGACCUACUAUCACGAACGCCCCUUCUGUCAAUGGGACGAUUACUACUGGUGGACCUAGCGGUGCUUCUGGAUCGCAGAGCUCAUCGGCUCCCGCAGAACAGACGAGCAAUGCUGCAUAUGCGCUGCGCUAUGACUUGGUCGGUGCCAUUGCUGGCUUCGUUGGAGCCAAUAUGGUGGCUUUGGCUUAG